Molecule: messenger RNA, 246 nt
Organism: Endocarpon pusillum Z07020
Lineage: Eukaryota; Fungi; Ascomycota; Eurotiomycetes; Verrucariales; Verrucariaceae
Exons: 3
Coding region: 1-246 (81 amino acids)
Source: RefSeq, a predicted model, not a curated record
AUGGUCCAGAGCGUCAAUGUGUCCGGAUAUCAUCUUCAAUUCCCAAAGAUCGUACAAUGCCGGUGGCUUCUGAAUAGGGUCCUCUGUGCUUCGGGUGAAAUGGUUUUCACAGAUUUAGAGUCAGGGGCAGGGCGCCGGAACGGCAUGGUCAUCUGCAAGGUCAUGAAGUUGGAGAUAUGCCAUGUUCCAUCGACAUUCCGUUCUCUGGAUAUGGUAGAGCCGGAACCUGAGCUUGAAGUCGCUUGA